This is a messenger RNA of Durusdinium trenchii, 819 nucleotides long. Lineage: Eukaryota; Dinophyceae; Suessiales; Symbiodiniaceae. The record is from the annotation of a GenBank genome assembly.
UGAUGAUAUGGGGGUGACAAAUAGCAUAAACAACUGGGAGCUCGCUGUGUCUAAAACAUGGGCGGGGGUUUGGUCCUGGCGCACAAUUAUUCACCCUGCUGAACUUUUGGUUCGAAGUAGACAAUUUGGGCUGACAAGCGCCCAAGUGGAGAAGAAAGACUGUCCAUGCUGCCCAUGCUUUGUGUCGAAGCUGAUAUUGCGGCGUUGCCGCUAGGAGUCAUUCCAGAGGUUGUGUCGGAGAGCUCUGAGGACUCUGCUGCCUGUGAGAACACCAAAGUUGAGGAGCCCAAGAACCCGGUGCAGAAGCAGUUCAAAUCUGAAGACAGCAAAGGUAGCAACAACAGCAAGAUGGACAAGAUUGUCACGAAGCACCACAAGCGGCUGGCAACCGAACGGAAGGCAAUUGGCCUUUUUCUGCAUCAGAAUGGCUUCAAGAUUGAUGUGAACUGUCAAAAGAGCUCCAUGUACGGGUUCGUGUACACUUAUCCCCUCAUCGAGGCAGUGAAGCAGCAAAACGCAGUCAUGGCGUCUUUGUUGCUGAAGUUUGGCGCGGACCCCACCUUGAAGGACAGCUAUGGAUGGACCGCAUAUCGCCGAGCUGUGAAGAUGAAGUCGUGUGAGCUUCUCCGGGUCUUCGAGAGGAAGCAGUGCAGUGAUGAAGACUUGAAGAUCCGCAUGGCGAAGCGUGGCAAAUCAGUUUGUGAUAGGUUUCCGCCGCCCAAAGGUUUCGAGACCUUCUUUGCGGCAUUGGAGGGUGACCCAUUGGCACACAAGCGACCGCAGGUUGCCAAGCAGACGGGUUGUCUCUUCUUCAGGACA